This is a messenger RNA of Hyla sarda, 1016 nucleotides long. RefSeq names its product TNF receptor superfamily member 6b (gene TNFRSF6B). The transcript has 3 exons. The record is from RefSeq and is a predicted model, not a curated record. NCBI's taxonomy places the organism in Eukaryota, Metazoa, Chordata, Amphibia, Anura, Hylidae. Gene Ontology annotation, molecular function: protein binding. The coding region runs from base 113 to 805 and encodes 230 amino acids.
UCUCUCAGGAAUGAAGGGGUUAUUGUUGGGGGAAGAGUUGUGUACAUAUACUUAAGAUGACUUCUUACUGCAGCAGGUACCACUCCCCACCUGUCACCUGAGAUGAGGACGAAUGACUGAUAGCAACAAGAUGUACUGCUCCAGCAGAAUCCAGGUUGUGGUGAUACUAUUCCUUGUAACCUUUGCAGCAGCAGUGGCCAUCUCAACUCCCACUUAUGAAUGGACAGAUGAGUCUGGCAUGACAGUUAUGUGUCAGAAGUGUCCACCUGGUACGUAUGUGGCCAAACAUUGCUCCUCUAAACAUCAAACAGUAUGCCAAGUGUGCCCAGAUGAGCAUUAUACCCAGUAUUGGCAUUACCUAGACAAGUGCCGAUUCUGCAAUGUCAUCUGUCAGGAAGGAGAGCAAGUGAAAGACAAGUGCAAUUCAACACACAACAGGGUAUGCGAGUGCCAGCCUGGCUACCACCACAACGGCCACUACUGCGUCAAAGAUCUGCAGUGUAAUUUUCAAGAUGCUGUACAAGAUGAAGCCACAGAUGAAGCCUGUGACAAGCUGGUAAUAGAUUUUAUUUUGAAACUGAAUAUUUCGACAGCCACCCUACAGCGACUGGAAUUCAAAAUUAAUAACCACAAAGGAAGGAAACCCAUAAGCCAGAGAAGGAUCCGUAAUCUCUUAAGAGAGUUUAAAAACCGUGACCCAGGUCUCCCUCUGCUCCCACGACUUCUGGUUUUCUUACAAGAAGCCAAGAUAUCCGGUCUAGAAAAAAAGCUCAGAAAGAAAUUCUUACUGAAGGAAGAAUCGUGAGGUCGGAGAAGCAGCCGUACCUCAUGCCUCGUCUAGGAACGGACUAUAACAUAGAACUGUACUUAGUAUAAUGUUGUGUUUAAGAAACUUUGUUUUGAGUGAUUUCAGGAAAUUUUUUAAACAUUUUUGUAACACUUUUAUAACGCAUCACUGCCACAUCUAUGUUACCUUUUAUAGUCCCUUAAUUUAUUAUAACCUUCCCCCUCAGCUA